URGCUAAGCAUGACUGGAAAAUCGAUAGAGUUUAUGACGUUCUUGCAGUGACCAUAUCCAGUCGACAGAGCAAAAGUGAACGUGAUUGUUAUUUGAAAACGACUCACUAACAAAAUGAACUAGUAUGCUAGAGAAAUGAAGAACCCACAGGAGAGCGCUCUUCACGUGGCCACCCCAUUGAGGGAGAGCCUUGCCCUAACCAAAGUGGCAGGCACCUCUGUCUAUCUGAAGCUUGACUCAUCCCAGCCCACAGGAUCCUUCAAAAUCAGGGGCAUUGGACACCUUUGCAAGACAUGGGCCAAGCGAGGCUGCGAGAGAUUCGUCUGCUGUUCAGGAGGAAAUGCUGGUAUGGCGGCUGCCUACUCUGCCCGUAAGCUUGGUGUACCUGCCACCAUCGUCGUUCCCAGUGUCACCCCCAAACCAACAGUGGAGAGGCUGAGGGACGAGGGCGCCAAUGUGGUGAUUCAUGGCAAGGCGCUGAAUGAGAGCAUUGAAUAUGGACAACAGCUUGUGGCCAACAACCCUGGAUGGAUCUUCAUCUCUCCUUUUGAUGACCCUCUCAUCUGGGAGGGCCAUAUGUCUCUGGUGAAGGAGCUGGAGUCCGAGCUGCAGGAGAAGCCUGGUGCAAUGGUGUUGUCUGUUGGCGGUGGAGGCCUCAUGAACGGGGUUGUUGAAGGACUGCGCCGUGCCGGCUGGAACGAUGUUCCAGUCAUAGCUAUGGAAACUGUGGGGGCACACAGUCUCAAUGCUGCUAUGAAGGCUGGGAAGUUGAUCACUCUGCCUGAGAUCACAAGCAUUGCCACCACGUUGGGCCUGACAAGAGUAUCUGCACAGACCCUGAAACUUGCUGGUGAACACACAGUUUACUCCGAGCUGGUCACAGACCAGGAGGCUGUCAAAGCUGUCGAGCGCUUUGUUGACGAUGAGAAGGUCCUAGUGGAGCCUGCGUGUGGUGCUGCCCUGGCAGCUGUGUACUGUGACAUCAUCCCCAGACUGCAGAAGGAGGGCAAGCUGGCGCGGGACCUGGGACCUGUGGUGAUCGUGGUGUGUGGAGGCAACAACAUCAGCAUGAAACAGCUCCAGAAACUGAAGAAGCAGCUGGGCAUGUCAUCUAGCUAGACAGACAGACAUGUUUGCGUCCUGCUUAUCCUUUCUCCAUCACUCCAUUCCUCUAUUAACCCGAUCCUUCCAGUUGCAGCUCCCCUACUCCAUUGGGUACUACCAAUAAGGGCAUUCGAACAGGUUCAUGAACUCCAUGGGGCCAAAUCAUUCCAGACAGUGUGCAGUAUAGGCCUACUCUUGAACUCCUGAAAGGGGCUGACUGACUGAAGAAUUAACUGACUAUGGAUUCAUCAAUAGCCUAAUGCUAAGGUAGAUACGUAUUGAUAGGCAUACAGAUAAUCUACUAUUCUGGCAGUAGUAGUCUUUGAAUUGAAUAACUUAGAUCCACAGGCAGCUGGUGGCACCUUAAUUGGGGAGGACGGUUUCAUAGUAAUGGCUGGAACGGAAUCAAUGGAAUGGUAUCGAACA
Messenger RNA from Salvelinus sp. IW2-2015, 1530 nucleotides. Its product is annotated as L-serine dehydratase/L-threonine deaminase-like. NCBI's taxonomy places the organism in Eukaryota, Metazoa, Chordata, Actinopteri, Salmoniformes, Salmonidae. The record is from RefSeq and is a predicted model, not a curated record. Gene Ontology annotation, molecular function: L-serine ammonia-lyase activity; threonine deaminase activity; pyridoxal phosphate binding. Gene Ontology annotation, biological process: L-threonine catabolic process; L-serine catabolic process.